Molecule: messenger RNA, 1667 nt
Organism: Rhopilema esculentum
Lineage: Eukaryota; Metazoa; Cnidaria; Scyphozoa; Rhizostomeae; Rhizostomatidae
Product: bridging integrator 3
Biological process (GO): actin cortical patch localization; endocytosis; plasma membrane tubulation
Cellular component (GO): cytoplasm; actin cytoskeleton
Molecular function (GO): lipid binding; protein binding
Source: RefSeq, a predicted model, not a curated record
GAGAAUUCAGAAAUUGAGAAUGAGGCCACUCAAAUGGCGUUUUCUACUGCGCAAUUUGAUAACUGACCUCAAGUGUUUAUUUCCUUCCAAGAUUGAAAAUGUCGUGGAAUCCCUUCAAUAAAUUAAUAGCACCUAGGAAGUCGAUUUCAAAGCCUUCUGAAGACAAUGAAUUUGAGGAAAGAUUACAAGAUAUUGUGCAGAUGGAACAGACCCUGAAGAGAAUGCACAAGGACACCAAAAAGUUCAUGGAUUCUAGCUCAAGCUUGGCAAAGUUGGAACAAAAAAUGGUCACCGACCUGUAUAAUAGCUCUAAGUUGAUUAAGGACGCAGAUGAACUUGAAAGCCAUGCAGAAAAACUGAAGAACAUCUGCAACGAAACUGAAAACUCCCAACAACAGCGUGAUGUAAUCACUAGGUCAACAUUUGUUAAGCCAUUAAAAGGCCUAAAUGAGAAAUUCGCUUGUAUACACUCGGCAGUUAAACGAAAAGAUCAAAGUCAACAAGAUUACGUGAAAUAUUUAGCAAAGAGGGACAAGCUUGCAAAAGAUCCAAGUACUUCGCAAUCUGGAAAGUAUGAAGCAAACGAAAAGUACCUUGAAAGAACAAAAACCGACUUUGAGAGGCGAACAAAGCAACUUCAUGAAGAUCUUCCAAGAUUCUAUUCUGAAGCUGUAAACUAUUUUGACCCAUGCUUCAAAGCAUUUUUGCAAGGUGAACUUAACCAUAACGAAAAAGGAAAAUUGUUGUAUGAUGAGCUUGCAAAGGAUUUCAAAGUUCCCAAUGACAUGACUGUGGAAGAGUUUAAUUCACAAGUUGACAAGAUGCUUGAAGAAAUAAAAACUAUUUCCAUAGUCAAAGCUACUUAAAUAUAAACACUCAAUUUAUUUCAUUGCAGAGUUAAAAAAUAUUUGGUAGAAUUUGUUACACUCAUUUAUAUAAAAAAGAAUCUUUAAUGAGGAAAUACCUUUUCAAGUCUUAACUUUCAGGGAAUGGGAGGCCAAAAUUUCUUAUUAUUUUGACAAAUUUUCCAAGCAAACUAUUUGAGCCAAUAAUUAUUGCAAAAAUUUUUUUGGGCUAUUCAACUUUAAAUCAACAACUCCAAGUCUUCUGUUGAAGUAACAUUCAUAGCUCAAAAAAGAAAAUUUUUGGCUAGAUGUUAGUUGCUGUAAAGCAAUUAUAGGGAUAGGCUUCCCCUAAGAAACAUUGCCUGAUAAAAUGCUCUUAAGAGCAAACAAAACUUUUUCCGUAGAAUCAUUGAAAAGCAAAGUAACCAUUCUUACUUAACAAUGGUGUACAUUUGCAUUCUUUUUACAAUAAACAGAUAUUUUACUUGAACUUUGAAACAUAAGAUGAUAAAUAUUUUAUCAACACAUUUGUUGCUCUUUUAAUCAUAAAAAUAUGGAAAAUUUAUUUAGAAUAGCAAAAUAACUGAAACAUCCCUUUAAUAGCUCCCCCCCCCCUUCAUUGUUUGGAGUUAUUAAUAAUGAGCAUAUUAAGAUUGAAGUAAUAUUUUAUAUGUUUUUCAAGUUUUCUUGUAGUAAAGUAAAAAUUAGAAGGUUAAAAGUGUAAAAUUAGAAGGUAUUAAAGUGUAAGAUUAGCUUUUCCACUAAUGAAUCAGUUCAUAUUAUUGUAAUAUAUGUACAAAUCAUAUUAGAUAUUUUCCGAAA